Cheilinus undulatus (humphead wrasse) is the source of this 1872-nucleotide messenger RNA. Its product is annotated as isocitrate dehydrogenase [NAD] subunit alpha, mitochondrial. Gene Ontology annotation, biological process: isocitrate metabolic process; tricarboxylic acid cycle. Gene Ontology annotation, molecular function: magnesium ion binding; isocitrate dehydrogenase (NAD+) activity; NAD binding. Bases 62 to 1162 code for a protein of 366 amino acids. The record is from RefSeq and is a predicted model, not a curated record. The transcript is spliced from 11 exons. Gene Ontology annotation, cellular component: mitochondrion. Lineage: Eukaryota; Metazoa; Chordata; Actinopteri; Labriformes; Labridae.
CUACCAGACGAUCUUUGUCCCGGCUUCUCUCGGAUCAGAGUGAAUCCUCUUCCUCGGCAGGAUGGCAGGUAGCGCAUGGAGGUCAAUGCUGACCCAGGUGGUGGGGGCGGUGAAGAGACCCGCUCUCUCUUCAGCUUCCUUUUCCAGAGGGAUGCAGACAGUCACACUGAUUCCUGGCGAUGGGAUCGGACCUGAGAUUUCCACUGCUGUCAUGAAAAUCUUUGAAGCAGCAAAAGCUCCAAUCAGAUGGGAGGAGAGGAAUGUGACAGCGAUAAAGGGACCUGGGGGAAAGUGGAUGAUCCCUCCUGACGCUAAAGACUCCAUGGACAAGAGCAAGAUUGGGCUGAAAGGACCACUGAAGACACCCAUUGCUGCAGGUCACCCCUCCAUGAACCUGCUGCUGAGGAAGACCUUUGACCUUUACGCCAAUGUGCGACCCUGUGUUUCCAUCGAGGGCUACAAAACUCCGUAUACAGACGUCGACCUGGUCACCAUCAGAGAGAACACAGAGGGCGAGUACAGUGGGAUUGAACAUGUGAUUGUUGAUGGCGUCGUACAGAGCAUCAAACUGAUCACAGAAAACGCCAGCAGACGCAUUGCUGAGUACGCUUUUGAGUACGCCAGAAACAACCAAAGAAGCAGUGUGGUGGCCGUUCACAAAGCCAACAUCAUGCGGAUGUCGGAUGGUCUUUUUCUGAGAAAAUGUCGCGAGGUGGCUGAGAACUACAAAGACAUCAAGUUUACUGAGAUGUACCUUGACACGGUGUGCCUCAAUAUGGUUCAGGAUCCCACCCAGUUUGACGUACUGGUCAUGCCCAACCUCUAUGGAGAUAUUCUCAGUGAUCUGUGUGCUGGUCUGAUCGGAGGCCUCGGUGUCACUCCCAGUGGAAACAUCGGAGCAAACGGAGUCGCCAUCUUUGAAUCGGUCCAUGGCACAGCCCCCGAUAUCGCCGGCUUGGACAUGGCAAACCCCACUGCUCUCCUGCUCAGCGCUGUCAUGAUGCUGCGUCACAUGGGCCUCCAUGACUGUGGCAACAAGAUCCAGACAGCGUGUUUCGACACUAUCAGAGACAAGAAGGUGCUGACGAAGGACCUGGGCGGGAACUCAAAGUGUUCAGAGUUUACAGCUGAAAUCUGCCGCCGUAUCCAGGACCUGGAUUGAAUCUGCAGUUCUGGAGCUGCUGUGGGAGUCUCCGCCCACCCAAAGAUCCUCGCCGUCUCACCCCCUCCACCUCCCCACGGAUGACUGGUUUUACCUUUGUGGAGCUGCAGGGACACUAUCAGCAGGGAGGCUCAAAACUGCAACUUCUGUUUUUCUUAAUGUAUUUACAUGAUGAGAAAUCUGUUCUUUCUGUAGUGACAUGAUGGAUGUGGAGGGGGCGGGGCUUCUGCAGUAGCUACCUGGUUAUUUACUAUGAUGAAACAUUCACAGCAAGCAUACGCACAAAUGUCUCAUGACCAAGUUUGAAUGAAAUCAUUAUGAGAGUUUGUCUUACUCAAAGUAUCAUCUUCUAGAAAUAUAUCAGCACUCCGCUUUGGAUAUUUGCUAUUUUUUAACAGUGAUGCAGUGUAGCCGUACCUGAAAUGUCCUCUUAUUUAUUGUUUUCUGUUACUGUCUAAUGCUGCUCUCUUCAGUUUCAGAGGUACACAAAUAUAUAAACGUCUAUAUAAAGAAGAGAACAUGCUGCUCCUGUCUCUCUCUGCUGUCUUAUAACAUGAACAUCACACAUACAAACAUGCAGCUUCCUACUGAGAGCUUUUAUGCUUUAAGAACUCAUUAAAAAGGGCUCUUUGAAGAGAGUUUCAGGUUCUCUAUCUGAUGAAUGUUGCUUCAUUAGGUAUGUCAAUAAAUCCCACAUGGAUGAAACUUCA